AUGACGACCAGCUGCCAGCUCCGCAAGCGCGAGGUCAGGCUCACCAUGGGCCCCUGCACAAGCGGCGGCCCCGUCUUCAACACCGCGGACUUCGAGGGGAGCGCGCGCAGCGGCUUCGCAACCGCGCACUACGUCAGGCCCCUGGUCGUGAGGUGGUUCCACGCGGAGGUUGAGGGCAUGCCUGAUUCCGUGAAGAGGCCGCUAGAGGAGUUUGCGUGCGAUCGUGGAUGCGCCAUCGGCAUGAAUGGUACUCGCUGGGACGAGGAGCGGAUGAGCUGCCAGGGAGGCAUGGGCGGUCGGCAGGCCCCUGACAAGGAGCGGGCCAACAGGCUCAGCCUGAAGCUGGAGGGGCCCGCGCCGCUCCCCUGA
This is a messenger RNA of Prorocentrum cordatum, 369 nucleotides long. The record is from the annotation of a GenBank genome assembly. NCBI's taxonomy places the organism in Eukaryota, Dinophyceae, Prorocentrales, Prorocentraceae.